GUAGUUGCGUUAGUAUAGUUUUGAAUGACAAUAUUAUUAUAAUCAUCACGAUUUUCGCUUCCAAGUUCCAUUCGUGCCGUGGUUGCCGCCGCAGCAUUGCAGACUCAUUGUUAUUAUUAUUAUUUCUGUUGUAGUGCACCUAGCCGCCGCCGCGGUCGUCGUUUUCACACCGUUGUCCGUGUGCGUGUGCCGCCGUCUGGCAAGUGCCGAUCGACCGAUCUCGCGCAGUUCGCCGACGCCGCCGUCUGUGGUCUCCAGUACGUGUGUAUGUGUGGUGCCGUGCGUGUGCGUGUGCGUGUUGCCGUUUCGUUGCGUUUGUUGCCGACGACGACACGUCUAAAUGGGAAGCGUGAACAACGCUGUCCGUUGCGGUUUCAUAUGUCGUCUGUGUUCGAAAAUCGACAAGCGCGUUGUGCACAUCUACGGCGAACUAGGCAGAAAAUACAAUUUGGUUCAAAAGAUCAGAGACUAUUUGCCCAUAAAGAUUAAAUCUUCUGAUGGUUUGCCGCUCACAUUAUGUGUAUCAUGUGUUCAAAGAUUAAAUCGCAGGCACACGUUGCAAAUGGCAAUAAAGCACAGUACUGCUCGUUUAGUAUCUCGCGCUUCAGUAGAAUCUACCACCGGAAGAGACGAAUGUAAUCAACAUCAACAAAUACACCUCAGCUCAGCUGUACAGUCAAUUUGAUUUUCGUCUUCUUUUAAUGUAUAUACCUAUUUUUUUUUUUUUCAAUGAAGACUGUUAUAAAAAUUGAGUUCAAAACACAUGAGCU
This is a messenger RNA of Diuraphis noxia (Russian wheat aphid), 770 nucleotides long. RefSeq lists its product as uncharacterized. Gene Ontology annotation, cellular component: nucleus. Gene Ontology annotation, molecular function: zinc ion binding. Lineage: Eukaryota; Metazoa; Arthropoda; Insecta; Hemiptera; Aphididae. The record is from RefSeq and is a predicted model, not a curated record.